AUGUGCUCGCUUCAUUCGGUGUUUCGUCUUCCUUCCUUGAAUUGUUGUUUGAAAUGUUUUCUUUGUUUAAUUCAAGCUUCUCUUCUGCCUCUUUUAUCUUCUCCUGGUCCACGUGGAUGCUCUUGUUGUUUCCUGUCACAAAUCCAGUUGCAAACUGCUCUGCCUUGGCUGGCUCCAGGUUAUCGAAGAAUAUUUCUGAGAAAUCUGCUUCUGCUAUGCUACUCAGAGACUCCUCUUUGGUGUUGUCUGACUCCUCCUGUUCCACAAACGUGCUCAUGUUUCCCUCUGAGUCCCAUUCCACCCUCUCAUCCUGCAAUGAGUCGCUCUGAGCAGUUGCCACUUCUAUUUUUGCCUUUUGCAUAG
Enterospora canceri is the source of this 363-nucleotide messenger RNA. Lineage: Eukaryota; Fungi; Microsporidia; Enterocytozoonidae. The record is from the annotation of a GenBank genome assembly.